Molecule: messenger RNA, 1839 nt
Organism: Eimeria necatrix
Lineage: Eukaryota; Apicomplexa; Conoidasida; Eucoccidiorida; Eimeriidae
Product: Appr-1-p processing enzyme family domain-containing protein, putative
Exons: 8
Coding region: 1-1839 (612 amino acids)
Source: RefSeq, a predicted model, not a curated record
AUGUCGUUUGGAGACCUCAUUCAAGAUGCCGCGGCCUGGGUGACGGAGGAGAUCCGAAAAUCCAUAGACGAUUUGACCGAUGAAACGCCAGUUGAUCACCCAGGGAGGUCGUGGCCUGCUUCAACGUCCCCGCAGCAUUACCAACAAGUACGGGCCCCCAGGCCCGUAACCAAGGUGGUUCCUCUUGAUGCACUCGUGAACUGGCAGGAGUCCAAGCUGGCCUAUGAUGACUUGGAUAGCCCGACUCAUUUGACCCCUGAUCUCUCAACGGCGACGCAUACGCCAACGAACUACAGAGUACCAGAGUCCAAGAAGCCAGCUGAUGACCCUCUGCCAUUUCGGGUCAACACUGAUGUUAACAAGCAUCUUUUUAUCUACGAGGGAGAUAUAUGCUCCUUGAGGACUGAGUGUCUUAUGUGUUUCACCGCUGAUGGAUUCAGUGGCUCGGACGAACUGUCUGCGAGACUGCUUUCGAUCGGUGGCGAAGACCUAUACACGGAGCUGUCUUACCAAGAUGUCUGCCGAGCAGGAGAAGCGCGCAUCUGCCGUUCUUUCAAUUUACCAUCCACUCAUAUUGCCUACACCGUGACUCCUCGCUUUACAAAUCGCUAUGUAACGGCGACCCACAAUGCGUUGAAUGCCAGCAUCCGCGAAGUAUUUAUAGCGCUAAAGGAGUCUCGACUCAGAAGCAUUGCAAUUUCAUGUCUCUCUCCAAGACUUGCUUCAAUCCAGAGGAAUGAUUGCAGAAGAAGCGGUAAUGUAGCUGAGGCGGACCCCAACGCUGCUGCAGCUCUUGGCGGAGAGUACGCAGUGAUGCAUACGUGUUUACGGAGUAUUCGACGUUGGAUGGAGAAGAUGGUUGCUGACGUAGACGCUGUUGUUCUUGUACUGGGAUGUCCUAGCGAUGCAGCCAUUUACAAGCAGUUUAUUCCUGCCUACUUCCCCCGAGACCGUGCAGAGGAGCUGGACGCUUCUUUCUUACUGCCGCGAGAAGUUGGAAACGCCAAUGGGGAAAUCGAUGUUGCAGAGCGUCGGAUUCGUCUCAUAGCAAAGAAUGAAUCGGGCGCUGGAGCCCCAGCAGCAGAUAGAGAGGCCGGAACAAAACAACCGGUUUUUGGCGGCAUGCUGGCCCGCCAGGAGAAAUCCGAUGAUGAAGGAGAGAGCGACAGUGACCAUGACAUCCUGGAUUCCAACGACGUCAGUUUUCGUGUGGCGAAGGCAGAAACGGAAACUGAAAAAAGGCUUGACGUGCUCAACAUAAAGCGCCACGGCUUGAACCACUCGUCGGAUAGCAGCGAAACGCUAUAUCAGACUUACUUGAGACAAGCAAACCUUCUCGCGGACAGUGCUGCUGGAGCUCAGUUGCAGCAAUUGCAAUUUAUUUAUCCGUCAGGCCACGACAACGCGGGAAGGCCCAUCAUUGUUUUCCUUGCAGCUGUAUUCCCAGCUGCAACGGUCGACUCUUAUGUCUUGUUGCUGCACAUCAUUCGGACGCUUGAUCCUUUUAUUCGGGACAAGUAUACAUUGUUAUACGUAAACUCUGCGGUUCAUCAUUCCAACGCGCCGAGCAUGACGCUUUGGAGCGAGUUUUUCGGCAUGAUGGAGAAGUUCGAAGACAACUUGGACCAGCUGCUCGUGCUGCACCCGGGCUUACUAUUCAAAGCAGCGUUUACUUGUUGCUGGCCAUACCUUGCCUCCCACGUUUGGAAUGGCACAGUCUACUUAAAGUCUAUUAAGGAGCUAUCAGUCCAUGCAGGCAACCAUAUGCCGAAGUUACCGAACUACGUAGUUGAGUACGACGCGAAGCCGAAGACGAAAAUCCUAGGAGUGACGCUGUAG